AUGGCGGACCAGGAUUUGAAGAAGGACGCGGUGGUGUGGAAGGGGCCCGAGAGUUUGAAGCAAGCCAUCUCGCUGCUCGAGGAAUUCAAGCUCCCGGGAGGGCUGCUGCCGCUGGAGGAGGUGAUCGAGGUGGGCUACGUCAAGGCGACGGGCUACAUGUGGAUCACCACCGCCAAGAAGAUCGAGCACAACUUCGCCAAGAUCAAGAAGCUGGUGAGUUAUUCCACCUCCAUCCAUGGCUUCCUGAGCGACAAGAAGAUCGCCAAGCUCCAGGGCGUCAAGGCCAAGGAGCUCCUCAUCUGGGCUCCCGUGGGGCAGAUCAUGGCCGACGCCGACGAUGCUGUCAAGAAUGUCCACUUCAAGAGCUUCGCGGGCAUCACCAAGACCUUCCCUACUGAAGCUUUUGCUCUUGGGGAGUGA
Molecule: messenger RNA, 420 nt
Organism: Selaginella moellendorffii
Lineage: Eukaryota; Viridiplantae; Streptophyta; Lycopodiopsida; Selaginellales; Selaginellaceae
Exons: 1
Coding region: 1-420 (139 amino acids)
Source: RefSeq, a predicted model, not a curated record